Perca fluviatilis (European perch) is the source of this 5562-nucleotide messenger RNA. It is a transcript of the gene taok2b, whose product is annotated as TAO kinase 2b. The record is from RefSeq and is a predicted model, not a curated record. The transcript has 19 exons. Gene Ontology annotation, biological process: protein phosphorylation. NCBI's taxonomy places the organism in Eukaryota, Metazoa, Chordata, Actinopteri, Perciformes, Percidae. Gene Ontology annotation, molecular function: protein kinase activity; ATP binding.
AAGAAGAACACUUCCGUUUUCCUUUCGGAUCCCGCCCCGCUCCGCCAUCAUGAAGUCCUGAACAAAAACGGAUGAGAGUCGAGCAAAAUGGGGAUAACACGAACUGGAGAUGAAUUCCGCCGACAACACUAACGUAAUGACAGUCCAAAGUGAAGCACGGAGCGGACCCGUGGGAAUUAAUGAAUCAGUUUCCCAUUGAAAACGUCCCAGGCAGCCCCUAGCGUUACGUUAUUUAGUUAGCGUGUUGCUAACAUCAGCUAGAGCGAGUUUCUGAUUUUCUUUGGGAGACAGCUCUGCUACUAGCUGGCUGGCUACCGUUAGUUUAGCUGGCAGACGUCAGUCAGCUAGCUGUCACUUUAAUUGACUGGCACUUUACUCGUGUCAAGUCGUGCAGACGUGCUAGCUGUCCAAUUGACUGGGAGCAUCAGGAUGGAGAGGAGUUUGAGUAAAAGCAUCGACAGACAGAAUGUGGUCUGCUCGUGUUGAAUAGACACACCAGUGCCGAGGAAAGGGGGGUGAGACCAAUAUUUUCCAGCCAGGCCGGCCGGUUAGCUAGCUCCAGAGCUAGCUACAGUGGAUCCCAAAAGCCACGGCGCUGGCCAUGCCGUCGAGUGUGCGGGCCGGGAGCCUGAAGGACCCGGAGGUGGCUGAGCUGUUCUUCAGGGAGGACCCUGAGAAGCUCUUCACGGACCUGAGGGAGAUCGGCCAUGGGAGCUUCGGAGCAGUCUACUUCGCCCAUGACAUCCGCACCAAUGAGGUGGUGGAAAAAAAAAAGCCAACACCCCCAAAAUAAUUUUAAUUUAUUUUGGGGGGUUUUCAGAAAAAAUGGCAGGAUAUCAUCAAGGAAGUGAAGUUCCUCCAGAAACUGCGUCACCCCAACACUGUUGAGUACCAUGGCUGCUACUUGAGAGAGCACACAGCAUGGCUGGUGAUGGAGUACUGCUUGGGCUCGGCUUCUGACCUCUUAGAAGUCCACAAGAAACCCCUCCAGGAAGUGGAAAUAGCUGCCAUAACCCAUGGUGCGUUGCAGGGAUUGGUGUAUCUUCACUCUCACAACAUGAUUCACAGAGAUGUGAAGGCAGGAAACAUCUUGCUAACGGAGCCGGGUCAGGUCAAACUGGGAGACUUUGGCUCUGCCUCCAUCGUUGCCCCAGCCAACUCCUUCGUGGGAACACCUUACUGGAUGGCCCCUGAGGUGAUCCUGGCCAUGGACGAGGGUCAGUACGACGGGAAGGUGGAUGUGUGGUCACUUGGCAUUACCUGCAUAGAGCUGGCGGAAAGAAAGCCUCCUCUGUUCAACAUGAAUGCUAUGAGUGCCUUAUACCACAUCGCCCAGAAUGAAAGCCCUGUGUUGCAGUCUAAUCACUGGUCAGAUUAUUUCCGCAAUUUUGUGGACUCCUGUUUGCAAAAGAUCGCCCAGGACAGACCUACCUCUGAUGUGCUGCUUAAGCACCAUUUCCUAUGCAGAGAGCGUCCCAUGACAGCUGUGAUGGACCUGAUCGCCCGCACCAAGGACGCUGUCCGCGAGCUGGACAACCUUCAGUACCGGAAGAUGAAGAAAAUCCUCUUCCAUGAGGCACACAACGGCCCCGCACCAGAAGGAGGCGAAGAGGAAGAGGAUGUGGAGCAGUAUAUGCUGCGCACCGGCACAGUCAACAGCAUGGAGAGCUCCCACUCUUUGCCAUCCAUGUCAAUCAGUGCCAGCUCCCAGAGCAGCUCAGUCAACAGCCUGGCAGACGGCUCUGACGACAGCGGGGAGAUGGCCAUGAUGCAGGAGGGAGAGCACACCGUCACCUCUAACAGCUCCGUCCUGCACAAGCCCCUGAGCCACGACAACAUCUAUGAUGAUCCGUAUCAGCCAGAGGUUGACCCACUACGAGAAGCAUUGUCUGCAGGUGGUGGUGGAGGGGGAGGCAGCGGAGGAGGAGGGGGAGGAGGAGGAGGAGGAGGAGGGAGGCGUCGUCGAGGCAGAGACCAUUUUGCCACCAUUAGGACAGCCUCGCUCGUCACUCGUCAGAUCCAGGAACAUGAGCAGGGCUCGGCCCUGAGAGAGCAGAUGUCUGGGUACAAGCGAAUGCGCCGGCAGCACCAGAAGCAGCUGAUGGGCCUGGAGAACAAGCUGAAGGCGGAGAUGGACGAGCACCAGCUGAGACUGGACAAAGAGCUGGAGAAUCAGAGGAACAGCUUCUCAAUGGAGGGAGAAAAGCUCUCCAAGAAGCACCAGGCUAUCCUUGAGAAGGAGACAAAGGCAGUUCUGACUGAGGAGAAGAAGUUCCAGCAGCACAUACUGGGCCAGCAAAAGAAGGAGUUGACGGGUCUGCUGGAGUCCCAGAAACGGCAGUAUCGCCAACGCAAGGAGCAGCUCAAAGAGGAACUGAAUGAGAACCAGUCAACACCAAAGCGGGAGAAACAAGAGUGGUUGGUGCAUCAGAAGGAGUGUCUGCAGCAGCUGCAGGCCGAGGAAGAGGCAGGCCUGCUGCGGCGGCAGAGGCAGUAUUAUGAGCUACAGUGUCGUCAGUACAAGAGGAAGAUGCUGCUGGCACGCCACAACCUGGAGCAAGACCUGCUCCGAGAGGACCUGAACAAGAAGCAGACUCUGAAGGACCUGGAGUGUGCAAUGCUUCUACGUCACCACGAGUCCACCCAGGAGCUGGAGUUCCGCCAGCUGGGUUUGGUGCAGCGUACGCGGGCCGACCUGAUCCGCACGCAGCACCAGACGGAGCUCACCAACCAGAUGGAGUACAACAAGAGGCGUGAGCAGGAGCUGCGUCAGAAACACGCCGUGGAGGUCCGCCAGCAGCCCAAGAGCCUCAAAUCCAAAGAGCUGCAGAUUAAGCGCCAGUUCCAGGACACCUGUAAGAUCCAAACCCGUCAGUACAAGGCCCUGCGCAACCACCUGCUGGAGAACACACCCAAGUCGGAUCACAAGGCUGUGCUGAAGCGGCUGAAGGACGAGCAGACUCGUAAGCUGGCCAUCCUGGCCGAGCAGUAUGACCACUCCAUCAAUGAUAUGCUGUCGACACAGGCUCUGCGAUUGGAUGAGACCCAGGAAGCGGAGUACAAAGUGCUGCGGAUGCAGCUGCAGCAGGAGCUGGAGCUGCUUAACGCCUACCAGAGCAAGAUCAAGAUCCACACCGACACGCAACACGAUCGAGAGGUCAAGGACCUGGAACAGAGGGUGUCCAUCCGUCGCGCCCUGCUGGAGCAGAGGAUCGAGGAAGAGAUGCUGUCCCUGCAGAAUGAGCGGUCAGAACGCAUCCGCACCCUCCUGGAGCGGCAGGCCAGCGAGAUCGAGUCCUUCGACUCUGAGAGCUUGCGUCUGGGCUUCAGCAACAUGGCACUGACAGGCAUCCCCAGUGAGGCCUACCCCAUGCAGGGCUACUCCAACAUCCCGCCCCCCAGCUCCCGCUCCGCCGGCCACUGGAGCCACGGCAUCCACCCGCAGAGCGUGCCCCCGCAGCAGCACUCCCGCCGCAGCCACAACAGCAGCAGCAGCAGCGGCAUCGGUAGCAGCAGCGGAGCAGGGGACCGCCGGGGCGAGUCUUCCUCUUCCUCCCAUGCCCUGGGAAUGGCCCUGGGGCUGGGCAGAGAAGGGAGGGAGGUGCACCACUCGUCCCGUUCCUCCGCCUCCUCUUCCUCCUCCUCCUCCUCUUCUUCCUCCCACCACCAACGCCACCACCUGCCCCAGCACUACCACCACCAGAGCACGCCACAGCUCUACCGCGAGCGGGAGCGAGAUCGAGAGAGGGAGCGGGAGAAGGAGAGGGAGCGGGAGUGGGCUGGAGUGCGAGGCUCUGGCGGCGACCUGGCCCACCCACACCCCCUGCCCUUCUCCCAUCACCUGCCCUCACGCUCCUCCUCUCAGUCCCUGGCCAUGCUACCUCCCCCACCGCCCGCCCCUCCCUCCAUCUCCGGCCCGUCCUCCUCUUCCUCUUCCUCCUCCUCCUCGCAGGGGGGGAUCUACUCCGGCGGCGGGCUGGGUGUGCGCGGUGCCCCCAGCUUGUUGGCCCUGAGGAACAGCCCCCAACCUCUGAGGAGGACGGCUUCCGGCGGAGGGCCUGGAGGAGCCGGGGGCAGCGACGGCGUCCUGAGCCGAAGCACCUCAGUCACUUCGCACAUCUCCAACGGCUCCCACCUCUCCUACUCUUAAAAGGCAGGGUGGUAGCACGAAGGGUGGGAGUGAUUUAGGAAGGUAGCUUUCACAGGUUGCAUCUCAAUACUCUCAGCUUGCCACCUUGCCUUGUGUCCUUCCUAGGACUGAUCUCUACUCUCAGAAAAAAGCUACUCAGCUGAAAUGCAGAGGAUUUAGGGAUAUCACCCUUUCCUCACAACGCACAGUAAGGCAAAGAGAGGACAAACUGACAUUAUUGAGCUGCACCCUGCUCCUUUAGACUCAGGGUGGGUAGAGAGGUGUUCUCCCAUUCUCACAGGUAUAAAAAGGGAGGGAGGAAUGUAACCACCUGUAAUACCACUAGGUGAUAAUAGAUUUUUUUUUUAUUAUUAUUUUAAAGAGGAGGUUUUUGUUUAAUGUUUUUAUCUUUGUUACUGCCUGUAUAAAAGUGUGACAGGAAAUGUGAAAAUGUUCUCCCAGAGCUGCAGAGAGAGGGGACAGCAGCCAUGUCUUCUUCUAUGAUGUUCUAUGCUGGAAUGGAGAAAGAGAGAGGAUAGGGGGAGGAAAAAAAGGUGGGUUUUUUGCAUUGUGUAUGUACUUGUAUGUAGUCUGUAGUGUCCAGGUAUAUCUAGCAAGCACUCGUAACGGUGGCUCCAGAAAAUAAAAAAGGGGGAGAAUCACAUAAGAUGGGUUAGUCUCCAGCCUGCUGGGGGAUUGGAAAACACUUUUUAUUGAUUUACAACUGUUGAUGUUUUAUUGGUUUUUUUUGUAUUAAGUGUAUUAUAACAAAAACACAAAAACAAGUUGCUUGGAACGUCACCAAUGCCUUUAAGGGGUUCUUAAAGGGAUGCCGUGCCAUCAAAAAUUGUAUUUGAUGACUGCAAGAUGAUUUAAAAAACAGAAUGUUUGUAAAGGCAAGAGACUGAAAAAUUCUUUUAAAAAAUGCAGCUGGGAUGAGGAGAAACAUUUGUGAGGACAUGUAAUAAUACAAAAAAAGCUUUCUGGCAUCCAUGACAUAUUGAGUAUCCAAACAACAUAAGUGUCUAUGGGAGUCACUCCAAUGCAUGAGAUAGAUGUACGAAAAAAAACAAAAAACAUUUGUAAACAUGACCAAACCACAUUUGAAACGUACUGUACCUGUCCCAAGUUUCACUGGCAUUGAAGAUCACUUGUCCCACAUUUUUAAUCUUUACUGUACAUAUUUAUGGGAAUAUUUAAAACAAAAACAAGUCAUUGGUUUUAUAGAGUAACAAAGAUAAUGAUAGUAAUUUUGAUAUAUUCAAAUGAGUAUUGAAUUCAAGAUUUAGAGCGACAACGUCAACUGCAUUUUCUAGGUGUCGAUAUUACCAUAACUAAUCCUGAUGUAAAUGUUGUUGUAAUCAUGUUCACAUUUUUCUGGCAAAUUAGAAAAGGGCCCACUUUUGACUGUAAAAAAAAAAAAAAAAAAAAAA